CCUCGGUCUCUGAUGAAGCUUUAACUAGGUUGCCAUUGCAUUUCCACCCACCACUGGCCAUGCUCAAGUCCACAUACCAGCCCUCGCCUUCCACUCUGCCACCGCUGCCGCCCGGCUGGACCGAGCACAAAGCCCCCACCGGACACACUUACUAUUACAAUGCCGAAACGAAGGAGUCGACGUACAAGCGGCCGGGCGUCGCGCCCGCCGCACCGCCCGCCACGCCGCCCGUUGCGCCGCCCGUUGCAGUUCCCGCUGCCGCCCCGAUGGACCCGGCCAUGAGCAGCUACGUGCAGCAUCAGACAGUGCCGCAUCUGAAUCUCUCCGACCCGGCAGUCGCAAAUGCGUUCAUGGCUCAGUACGGACAACACCAACAGGGCAACCGGGGAGGGUUCGGCGCAGGAGCCAGAGGAGGCUCCCAGUCCAGGCCGCGCCCGCAACCGGUCGACAAGCCGCGGUCCAAAGUCGCCAUCCCGGGCUGCGAGCCGUGGAUUCUCGUCUACACGAAAUACGGCCGACGGUUCGUAUACAACCCCGUCAAGAAUGCGAGCUACUGGCGCAUCCCCGAGAAGCUUAUGCCCGCUAUCCUCGAGCUGGACAAGGCGCGCAUCCGGGAGAAAGCAGAGGGCAAGAAGCCGGAACAGACAGGCGAGGAAAACGAGACGACACAGAACCGCGAGAAGUCGGUCGCGUCCCAAGCCGACGGAUCGCAACAGGAAGAGGCAGCAGCGCACGACUUCGACAGCUCCGAAUACGAAGAAGUCGAGGUGACAGAUGAUGAGGGCGCCGAAGAAGACCAAGAUCAAGACGGUAACGCGCGGAAGCGACAGCGCACCGAGGAGCCCUCAGCCGACGGCAGCGGGCCCGCAGAGUUUACCGAAGCGGACAUCGCCGCGCAGCUAGCCGCCAUGGACGCCGAGUACAACGAAGCCGAGCAAGGCGAGGAGGGCGAAGGAGGAUGGCAGGAGGGCGACGAAGGGCUUCCGCUGUCCGAGGAAGACGCGCGCGAGCUCUUCAAGGAUAUGCUGAACGACUUCCGCAUCAACCCCUACAGCCCCUGGGAAAAGCUGCUCGAGGAGGGCAAGGUUUUUGACGACGCGCGCUACAGCGUCCUGCCUACGACAAAGGCGCGCAAGGAGGUGUGGGAGGAAUGGUCGCGGGCGAAGAUCCAAGAAAUCAAGGAGCGCCGGGCCAAGGAGGAGAAGAAGGACCCCCGGAUCCCCUACUUGGCGUUCCUGCAGGAGAAGGCCACACCAAAACUGUACUGGCCCGAGUUCCGGCGGAAGUACAAGCGGGAAGAGCCGAUGAAGAACACCAAGCUGUCGGACAAGGACAGGGAGAAAUGGUACCGCGAGCACAUCAACCGGCUGAAGCUGCCACAGGCGACGCUCAAGGCUGAUCUGAAGAAACUGCUCGAGUCGGUGCCGCUGUCGGCGCUCAACAACCAGACCAUGGUCUCAAACCUGCCGUCCCAAGUACUAUCAGACAUCCGAUACAUUUCGCUCGACCCCAAGGUCCGCGAUCCGUUCAUCGAGGCGUACAUACAGGGCCUCGGACCGCCGCCAGAGGACGGCGAGGCGGCCGAGCAAGAGGACGAGGCAGCCAAGAAGGCACGGGAAGAGAGACGCAGGCGAGAGAAAGCGUUGGAAGAACGGGAGCGGGCGGUCGCCGAGGAGAAGCGCCGACAGGAGAAAAAGAUGCAGUACGAACGGGCGAGGCUGCGAGACGAAGAGCGGGAAAUCGAGAAGGCGAUGCACGUAGGCAAGAAAGGGUUGCAGAGCCAAUUAAUGGCGGAUAGGGAUAGGGCGGAGGAACGGUAACCAGGAGUGCCAAAUGGCCAAGUUUAAAGAAAAGCUGUUCGGCUACGAGUAUUUGCCACGCUGA
This is a messenger RNA of Thermothelomyces thermophilus ATCC 42464, 1884 nucleotides long. RefSeq lists its product as uncharacterized. The transcript has a single exon. Gene Ontology annotation, cellular component: nucleus. The record is from RefSeq and is a predicted model, not a curated record. Gene Ontology annotation, molecular function: transcription coregulator activity; RNA polymerase binding. Lineage: Eukaryota; Fungi; Ascomycota; Sordariomycetes; Sordariales; Chaetomiaceae. The coding region runs from base 60 to 1820 and encodes 586 amino acids.